AAAAUGGCAGAAGAAGUUUUACUGUCCCUUAUAUGUUUGAAAGGGAUACAAUGUCAUUAAAAUGGAGGCGACGACUUUUUAAAUUUCUACAUUUUCAUCUGUAUUCUCGUGCAAAUGACAUAUGACUUAAAACAGCUUUAUAAAGCUUUGUAAUUCAGUUUUGCAAAUACUAUAUAUAUAACAGAGGAUAAAUGACCCCCCAGAGAACGCAAAAAUAACGACAAAAUUGAAAAUGGCUAAUGCUGCAAGUGUGAUUUGAUAGGGAUACGGCUUACUAACACCGUCUUAAGCAGAAUUCACCAAUAUUAUGAGAUUUAAUAUUAUACAAUACUGAAUUCUAUUAGACGAGUACACAGUUGUCAAACUUAUAUUGGACGAGGCGUCAGCACCUGUGUACGUGUUUGAUAGUAUCAGUAUUUUUCUUAACAAUGCGGUUUGUUUUUUCAAGUACAAUAAUGAUUCGCCUAAACCUUUUUUAGCAUAUAAAGGAAAAUAAGGCAACAUUGAGUAAGAUAUGCAUGUGAUAUAUAGAUAAUUGGACUGAAAUGAAGAGAGCGAUAUGCAUUUAGAUAUAUAUGCUGGUAGAGCGUUGAGUUGUGGAUCGAGCGACGCGGGUUCGAUUCCCUGACGGCGCAUGUCACCUUCGUUGUGAUUGAUCUACGGUCAUUCGUAUUGUACCUCUGCUCUUUCAUAUACAGAAGUAUUAUCAGUUCCUUGCGAAAGUGAAGGCACCAGUACUGGACCAGAUUAACAGUCUGUACAAGAACGAUGCAGUGGCUAAACUGUGCUCUGGUAAAUUCGAUAUGGCUUUACUGCCGUGAGUAAACUGCAAAACAACCAUCACAGCUAAAUAAAUAUUGCCAGGUUUUAGUUCAUUCUUACACAGAAUAAAGUUUUGAUGUUCCCAAAUUAGACAAACAAGUUGGUCGAAAUCAUCGCAAAUUAAUAUAAUUAUCGAAUUGAUAUAUGUAAGUGGUUGAUUAUUCACUAAAUCUAUCACUGUUAUAUAACUACUAUCAUCCUUAUAGGUAACGACUUGUACAAAAUGCACAAAUAUAAUUUACAUGUGAUUUUUAAUAUAUGUUGAAAAGUUUAAAGGGAACUUAAUUAUAGAGCUCCGUGCAAAUAUCAAAGUUAAAUAGCGUUACCAGUUAUGCAUUCAAUUCCUUUGUUAAAUAUGAUAUGCAGUUUGAAUAUAUUGAUCUGAUUGUACACUACCAAAGAAUAAAUUCUUUUUAAAAUAUGUAGUUUAUUAUAUAAGUUGUUGCUAGCAUGUUUAUCAAAUGAUUUGUUUAAUGUUUUAUUUCAAAACAAGGAGUGGAGAGCUUCAAAAACAGAUAAUAUACAGAACCUAUCAAGAAAAUAUACUUAUAUACGAAAACAAUGGCGGAGGAAAUAUUGACAUGCUCGAUAUGCAUUGAAAUUUUCGAAAACCCAAAAAUGUUUCCAUGCCAACACAGUUUCUGCAAAGAUUGUCUUCUUUCUAUAAUUGAAAAUAAAAACAAAGUCAGUUGUCCUCUCUGUCGAAAGGAAAUUUUGAUAGAUAAUGGAAAGAAUACUGAAGAUCUAUUCCCAACAAAUUAUUUGCUGAGCACUUUGUUAGAGUUACACAAGAGAAAGACGGACAGUCGAGUUCUCGUUACUAAGCAGACGACGAACAAAGGAACACAGACAAUUGUCAAACAACAACAAAGGAAAAAAACUCGGACAGUUGGAACAGAAAUGAAGCGUUGUAAGACGGUAAACAUAUCAACACAAACAAGAAGUAAAGAAACACGUGUACAUGACGCUAAUAUUCAAACGUAUGAUGAGACAUUUAACGAAGAAAUGCAAACAGAAGAAGCAGCAACGAAUAAUGACGCGUCUGAUAACGUGGGAAUACAGACUAUAGAAGCAACAACCACUUGUGAAGAAACAAAUAUAAACAAUAAUACUAAUAAUAAAACUGCCAGAAGAUUUAUACAAUACAAAAAUAGUUUUGAUUUUACAUUUAUCAUAAAUUUUUUUGUUGUUGUGAUUGUUAAGUUACAAGCAGUGGGUUACAAAGUGCUAAAUUAUCCUUUAAAACUGACAGCUGGUAUCGUCUCUUUCUGUGCUAACAUCUGCCGCCUAGCCCGCCAAUCAUUUCAUUUUAUAUCAAAUCAAUUCAUCAGCAUGGCUAAAAGAAUUUCGUUCAUCUAUGAGCUAUUUUCAACAGUACAUCCACUAACAUUGAUAAUUAUAAGUAUUAUAUCUUUCUAUCAUAUUAUCGUAUAUUUUGUUUCAAACAUGGUGUUUCUUUGUAUAAUAUUGAUAACGUUUCCCAUACUAGUAUGUUUGUUCCCUAUUUGUUUCGCGGAGAAAAUGCAAUUUCGUCCGGAAAUAAAGAUUAAGCGUGGGAAAACGAAAAUAAUUCGAAGCAGGCAUAAGAUUCGUUAGCAGAGGUCGUUUUCUCCGAUCAAAAACAAACUAUUCGCACAUUGCGCUCUGUUUAAAUGCUUUGCAAAUGAUAAGCACUGCACUGAAAUAGUAUAAGAACAUCCAAUGUAAGAAGUAUUGAACUACAAAUUUAAAUGUAUUGAACAGUUCAUGUAUAACAUAGAUAUGGUGUGAAUUCACAGGUUUAAUAUUGAUUCAGUGUCAGUUAGCAGGUAUAAUAUCGAUUAAUCGGGAGAUCACAGGUAUAAUAUUGAUAGAGGUCGAAUUCACAGUUAUAAUAUUGAUUCAGCGGGAGUUCACAAUUAAAGCCAGGUAUAGAAUUGAUCAUAGAUACAAGAUUCGAUGGAAACAGGCAUAAUGCUUAUUUAGUGUGACUUCGCAGGUAUAAUAUUGAUUAGGUGGAAGUCCGCAAUUAAAGCCAAUUAUACGAUAAUAAGUUUCGUUAAAGAAAACCUGUUGUAUUUCGUAUUUGGUAGUUCCCAGGUUUAAUAUUGAUUCAGUGGGAGUUAGAAGUUAUAGUGCUAAUUAAGUUUCGCAAUUCAGUGUAAAUUUGCAGGAAAUAUUGACCUGAGCAUCACACGUGACAAAGACUUCGCAGCACAAUAAACUUCAGAACUUUUUGGAAUGAAGUCCGGGGACCACAUAAAAAUAAUAUGUCAUAUUAUGACGCAAAGGGCUGUUCUUUUAAUCACAACAAAUGUAGGACAUACUAUAAUUGACAUACAUGAGGAAAUAAGCCGAGCGGAGGAUCAUGAGAAUGUUUCAAACAAACAAUAUGGAAACUAAACGACACAGAUAGUCAACAGUCAUAUCUGAUAACCCCACACAUGAUGAAUAAAUAGACAGAUCAGCUCUUAUCAUUGUAAGUCACACUAAAAACAUUGUCAAGGUGCAAACAGUCAGAAAAAAUGUCUGGUGAUAGUGAAUAUUCUGGUUCUACAGAAAUUAAGUAGAUGAAAUUGACUAGAAAUACGUUUCCUUAAAGAAAACCUGUUAAUUUGUAUUAACAAGAUCACAUUCCUUCAUUAAGGAAAAAAUAGUCAAGGAACAGUAUAUCUCUAUAAAAUCUUGUUUUUCGUUUCGUCAAGAUUUCUUAUGAGAAAAUACAAAUUGGUCAAAACUUUACUUUUUAUAAUAAUAAAAAUUGUCGGUUAUCAUAAAACAUUUGUUGAUGUAUAUAUUGGGUAACUGUUAUCAAAAGUGCAAAUUAAACACCAUUGAAAUUGCUGUUAUUGUUGUUUUAUAAGAUAAAUGACCUCAUGUACCUCCAUUGAAAAUGUACAAUAUCAAUGUUCAAGAGUCGCUGUUCUCCUUUAUGCAGGCGUCACACUGUCCUGAAUUUGGCAUCAGAUGGACACACGAAUUUGACAUGAUGUUUAUUUUCAGUGGUGAUGUCAAUAAAAUGGAUUUACUUGGUUUCACGGCAAUGCCUCAUGCAGCUAGAAACGGUCACUGGAGCUGUGUGUCAUUCCUCAUUAGUUUUGGCGCCAAUAUUUGGAUUAUGGAUAAAGAACUACAUACGGCUCUCGAUAUUGCGGCUCUUGAGAAAGGGAAGAUAUUGUGAAACUACUUGAUGCUGCCCAGAACGAACAAGUCAGGAAAAACCCAAAAGUUAUCCAAAAAUUGAAAGAAAAGGCGAUGAAAGACUCUGAUAAUAAUUUGAAGCAAUAUCAAAGGUAAUUUACAUUAUGUGCCUCGUUUCUUUUUUAUUGGGUUUUACGUCGCACGAGCACAGUAUAGAUCAUAUGACGACUUUCCAGCUUUAACUAAUGGCGGGAGAUCUCAGGUGCCCCUCUGUGCAUUAUUUCAGGCACGAACGGCACCUGAAUAAAACCACCGAAGUUCCGUAAGCUAGCUAGAUGGCUUCCUCACAUGAAAACAUCCAAAGUCCCUAUCGGGAC
Ruditapes philippinarum (Manila clam) is the source of this 4319-nucleotide messenger RNA. RefSeq lists its product as uncharacterized. Bases 1384 to 2418 code for a protein of 344 amino acids. Lineage: Eukaryota; Metazoa; Mollusca; Bivalvia; Venerida; Veneridae. The transcript is spliced from 2 exons. Gene Ontology annotation, molecular function: metal ion binding. The record is from RefSeq and is a predicted model, not a curated record.